Porites lobata is the source of this 7925-nucleotide messenger RNA. The record is from the annotation of a GenBank genome assembly. Lineage: Eukaryota; Metazoa; Cnidaria; Anthozoa; Scleractinia; Poritidae.
AUGGCAUCUUGUAUUCACAGCUGCGUCAAUGUUUCUUGUUCCCCUGUUGAUCAUUAUAUGCUCGUACACCUACAUCUUCAUAGUGUCCUACAAGCAGAGACAACGUGUCAGAAACAGGGCCGCGACUUUCCAGGAAUGCCAACUAUCAAGCACGAAAUGAAAGGCGCCCGAACUCUCGCCAUUGUUGUGGCGCUGUGUCUGCUCAGUAUCAUUCCUAUCCUUGUUGUGACAUGAGGAAUUCAGAAACGCUUUUCGCAAGAUGCUAAAGUGUUGCUAAGCGAGUUUAGCACAUGAACGCCGUUAGGUAUUGUAGGCCAUAUCCAAGAUUUAAUAUACUUUUCUUUAAGGCCAAUGGGCUAAGUAUCGAGUAACAGACGAUACCAAACUCUCUUUUGCAAGCGAGAACAGCUCAAUUUGGUUUGUACCUUUCGUCUCUUGUCUGCUAAAUUGCUAGACUCAAAUAAAGAGCCCUACGUAGGAACUGUAAUAAUAUAGCGGGGCGAAUGUAAGUUGGUCAAAUUUUGUAACAAGUUUCAUUUUGAGUAAAAAAAAGGUUCUGUUCUACGAAUAAGACCUUUUUAUUGCGAGUCUUCCCAAACCGAAUUUACGAAAACGAUCGAGAGCUCCGCAUGGUGGCGCACUGGUUUGCUGAAGAGAUGACCCGAGCAAGAAUCUCAACUGUUUGGGAAGACUCACAAUAAAAAGGUCUUAUUCGUAGAACAGAAACGUCACUAGUACAGGCUAAUGGUAAUAGUUGUAAGGGCCGUGCGAAACACAGCACUAAACACGUUCGAACUCGUGAUUGGCCAGGGAACCACCGCCUGCACACUGCUGAUAAGAAACGGGAAAUGCCUCGAAAUAAAAUGACAUUAUGAUUCCAUCUCCUCAUGAUGUUUGUUUUACAAGGGGCCCAAUGAAGGACAUAAACUGAUAGCUGCGAUUUCGUCAACAUUUUUACUGUCAGCAGAGAAAAGAGGGAUUUUUAACUGAGUGCUGAGACUUGAUCAAAAAAUUAUUGAUACGGGUGGGGAAAACCAACGGCGAUUCCAACACCCCCAUGCAGACCCAUUUUAACUCUUAAAUGUUGUAAAAGAAAAAGCUGCGCAAUUUCAUUCGUGCUUAUGCAGAUAGCAUGGUGAAGAAACAAAAUUUGUCCAUAAAAGUUUAGAAUUAAUUUCAAACAUUCCAGUCUCGUGCUAUCAUGCAAUGAAAUACCAUACCCAAAAACAAACCACAAAAACGCAUAUACCGUUUAGGCACACGGUUCAAAGAACAUCUGUUGGGUGCCCCGGGAAGGGGGUAACUUCCAAAUGAAAACGAUGGAAUAUUUGUCGUCUCGCUUAUGAUUGAUCAUGACUGAAACCAAUGUGAUAUCUUUACCCAUAGGGGUAUCAUUGUGGAUUGUGAGUAAAGAAAUGACUAGGUAAAACAAACAAAUGAUUUAUAACAAAGGGAGAACAGUUGUGACAAAAUCGCGAAAAAACGCGAAAUUUGUAGUUUUUGUAAUUUUCGUUAAAAUUGUAAAAUCACAGGCAACCCAGGCUCUGUGAUAGUACCACAGUACGGUUCCAGUAAAAUUACAGCGUUUGUAUGGGGUAAAAGUACGAUCCUAAAAUUUCUACGAAAUACUAAAUAAAGAUCAAUGAAACUUACUCUGCAGUUAGUUGUUGUUGUCCUUAACCAUAAUGCUCCAACGAAGUUUCGUGAUAAUUUGUUCAAAUUCACGGUAUAUACAAUAAUAAUAUACAAGGUAGGAGACACGAGAUGCCAUCUUCGCCGCUAUGCCCUCAUUCAACUGCAACUUUUUCCACGAAAUCCGAACUCCGACAGAAAAUAAACAUGCAAGGAGUGUAAUAAUAGCAUAGCAGCAGAUAUAGAAACCAAUGAAGCUUUCCCAGAUAGAAAAACGAAUCCCGCAGACUUUGACAAACUCGAAGGAUGUAAUCCAAAAAGGCCGAGAAUAUGCUCGCCGAAGUAGCCGGGCCAGAUCAACGCGCGGCCAAGAAAAUGAGGCCUGGUCACUGUACAAAAAAAAUCCAUCCCGGGUGUCCUGGGUUGACCUUUCUAGGGACCGAUACAUAGCUUUACCGAAGUUAGCCACCCCUGCUGGAAAUACAUUUGCUCGAUCGACGGCUAUUGUUCACUUGAGAAAAACACCACUCGCCCAAGCAAACUACAUGUUCCGGUGCAGAAUUGUAUUCAGAGGAACCAGAAGUAGGAUGGAGGAGUACUAAAAUCGCCGAAAAAAAUAGUGGAUUAUGCCAACACUACCAACGUUGAAUUUGUUGUUGACCCGAUUGUUUUAUUCCAUGGCUGAUUAAUUUACAGCUAUUUGCAAAUAGUUAAGUUGAUCAAGUGCAAGUGACUACCAGGGGAGAGUGUAGAUUGGUUCUUUGACAACAAAAUGACAUGAUCAUAUUGCUUGCAUAGACGAUACAGCAUGUCCCGGCAGAAAAACAGCAUUUUGAUAAAUGAGCAUGCGCUGAACCGUGAAUCUGUCCCUUUAAGGACAGUACAUUUGCAGCAGUUCAAAGCAAUGUAGCGUCCUAAACUAGCUAUGUGAAAAGGGUACCAUUUGUCAGUAGAAGGGUAUACGAAGGGGGUACCUUUUCUGUCAAAAAUAGUAUAUGUGGUAAAUAAAGGUUAAGGCGUUUGACCUCGGGGCGGAGCCUCCUCGUAUAAAAAUUAUCAGUCCGCUGCCGCACAGCUGGUCGAUAUCAAGAAGGUACUGUCUUUUUCCAAGACAGAGCUGAAUUACUUGAAUAAUAUAUAGAUUUAGCCACGGCUAAAAGCGAAGCGCUCGAUAAUAUUUAUAAUUCAAACCAAAUAUAAAAUGAUGUAAUGCUAAGCGGCGAAGGCAACGCCGGAGAACGGUGAAAAAACAACAACUUGUGUAAUUAGCAAAAAUGCAACUUUGCAAGUGCAGCACAAUUUUUCUGUACAUUUCUUUGCCGUUGUUUUGCACGACUACAACGUGAAACUUCCAGAACCUUCUUAGGGCCUGUUUACAUGGAGUGGGGGACCCCGGUAUAGUUGGGUUGGUUUCUUUUGUUUUCACGCUCUAGGGGACACAAAACAAAAGAAACCUCCGCCACUAGACCGGGGCCCCCCACUCCAUGUAAACAGGGUCUUAGUUACACGUUCUCGUACGUAUUCUCGUUCACUUUUUUUUUUUUCACUGCCGCUCAUUUUCACCUUCCAUUGGUGGCCCUCUAGCGUUUCUCAUCUUCUCACCUCCGCUACAACUGAUUUUCAUGUUGUUCUUCCAACGAAAAAAUGUCUUCUUUGUUUCUUUGUCUCUUGCUCUAGAUCUCUGUCGCCCUUUUCCUCUUUGAGCUUCGCUGGCCUGCCGCCUACUUUCUCUAACUCUAUAUUCCAAAUUUGUGGACAUGAUAAUUAAUCUAAGCUUUUAAUUUGUUCAUGCUUUUAGCUGUGCGUAUAUCGAGUUAUGGAUGCACCCGGGAAGUUUGGAGAGCACGGAAGACUUCUUGAGUGCUCUCCAAACUUCCUAAGUGCAAUAACAUAGCUGCCAAAAAUGCUUGCUUUUCGAUUAACUACAAAAUUCUCGUAACGCGAGACACAAUAACAAACGCUUCAGUCUAUUGGCUGAUUACAAACACGCCACAAUGGUGUAGUUUGAGUGAAAAUUCUUUCUGUAAAACUGCUGUAAAGAUGUUUAUGUUUUGCUUGGCGAAAUCCAGAAAACUUGUUUUCCAGCGAAGACGACUGUCAUCCUACGUUAACCUUAUAUUCAUUUACGAACAAUGGCUGGUCAUUACGGCUUCUUGAGAAGACCUGGCAGCAGUUGUUUUUGUGAGUAAUAAAUUUAUGUCUUCUUGUGUAAUUUGUCUUGUCAUUGCAAGAGAAAUUUUUCUGCUUCAGUCGGAUUGUUCGGCGAUAACAAAAGUGUGUAAUUCUUUGUAGCCUGCGUAGCAAGCGUUUCCGUGCUGUUUCGAGAGUCAAAGACCGCGCAACAAAGACCGCGCGAAAAAUGGCCCGAGUAAGCGGGGAGGGGGUGGGGAAGAAAGGAAGGAAACGCUUGCAGACAAACCCAGGGAAUUUGAAAACGGCCUACUCUGCUUGUCAUGCCUGAGUGCGCAUGGUAAUCUUUGUUUUCUUAACGAUACUCGACUGGCUUUCAACUCAUGCAAAUUACCACUUGUAAUGUGUAAUGUACACAAGUGAUUCUUAUAGUCUAAAUUCGAAGCGAGCAAUCUCACAUGAAUCAAUCAGUUUCUCACCUUGCGUGCUAAGUCGAAAAAUAAAUUGUUGCUGAUUUAAAAUAGGGGUACGCAGAUAUUCCUUCCCUCUAACGAUUGGUUGUUGUUGUUGUUAGUCGAGGAGAUGAAAUACUGGUGAACAGAGAGGUAGGGCAUCUAAUGACGACCAAGAGUAUUGACCAUAACGAUGGAGGGGUAUGUUCUGGAAGGGCCAAUCUGGAUAGUCCCUUUUUGGUAUAACACCUUAGCGCACUAAUUUGGACAAAGCUUAUUGACUAUGACGAUAGAUGGUAUUCUGAAAGGGCCAAUCUGGUUAGCCCCUGUUUGGAUAACACAUUAGCACACUUUUUUGGACCAAGAGUGUUGACCAUGACGAUGGAGAGAUGUGUUCUGGAGGGGCCAAUCCGGAUAGCCCCUAUUUGGUACAACACCUUCGCGCUUUUGAUCACCUAGCAUGUUAAAAAGCGCACUAUAAAUGAAUAAAUUAUUAUUAUUAUUAUUAUUAUUAUUAUUAGUAUUAUUAUUAUUAUUAUUACACUGUUUUGGGGCCAAAAGUAUUGCGGACCAUCAGAAGAAGGGAUAAAUUCAGGAGGGGCCAAUCUAGAUACUUUUCACCUGGUGUAGUAUUUUAGCAGGAUUUAAAUGACCUUCUUGGGCCAAUCUGGUUAGCUCCCAUUUGUUUUUUCAACCUUAGCACAACAUGUGGGAUCAUACGAGUAUUGACCAUAAAGAUGGACGAGACCAAUCAUGAAAGCCCUUGUCUGGCAUAACAACACCUUAACAUAUUAUUUGAGAAUUCAUUAUUUUAGACAACCUGGAUGGUGACAGCUCCAAAACGUUGAAAACAUCCUUACUAUUAUAACUUAUUAAUCUUAAUUAAAACAUACGCGCUUGAUAAAACUUUACAAAUGUUCAUAAAACUUUGGAAACUUCGGAACAACUUCGGGUUAUGUUGGGAAAUCAUUGUUGGGAAGUCAUUGAGUAGAUUUCCGAUAUCUAUUAUAUUAAAAAUAUUUUUAAUCAUUUUGGGUACCUUGCCGGUCAACUUUGUGUUCUUAAUACUCAGCAGUAUAUUUUGGAAAUGGUCUGAAUCCCUUUGCAAGUGCAUUAUAGUUUCUGGGACCUUGCAAGGCAAGUGUCGCGUUUUAUGAGGUUUUUGUUCUGGACUGGGUGUUAAAUAGCAAUAAGAAAUAGAAAAGAGAUAAAUCAAUCAAUCAGUCUAUAUGAUGGGUAAAAAAGAAAUCUUUAGUGUACAAACUAAUCAAUGGUUUUUUCAAAUUCUUUGUGUUUUACUAAUAUAUUUGAUGUUCAGGUGCAAAAGAAGUUGAUAUUAUACUGUAUUGUAGAUCCAGAGAAAAUAGCAGUGCCCAAAAAGAAGAAAAGAAAAUAGCGAUAGAGUGAUGUCAAUUUACAUUACGAGAAAACCCGUUUUUUCUUGGUUCUUCGAGCGAAACGGGCGAGGAAAACUUGUAACGCGCGCUUCUCGCUUGUGAAGUGUGCCACCCCAUUUACUUAGUAACUCUAACGGAUAAAUAAGAGACUACUGGUAGUCUUCAUCAGUCAAGUUUAAUUAGCCAUGUUUAGUCUCCUUCCAUAGACAUGCCCACCUCUCCGGCGUAAAAAAUGCGCCCCUCACAGCCAUGCAUCCAAGGCGAGUCUAAAGUCUAAGUUCGCCGUUACUUCCGUUUUAUUUCAGAGUGCAAUAGCCUUGGCAAGAGGUAUUUCAAAGCGCAAGGAUUUUGACAUUGUGCUUUUAGAACAAAAUAAAUAAGUGUUUGCUACGAAGACUUCAAGUUCGAUUGACGUCCCUGUCACGUUUACGUACUUUAUUCUCACUUAAUUUCGCGAGUAUUAGAUUUGGCGAAAAAUUAUGAGCCACAUUUCGCGAAUAUUUAACUUUUCGAUUUUUCUGUUCUUUAAUAUGUAAAGGCGACUUUAAACUCAGAACAGUAACAGCAGAAUAAGUGAUUACCGUAAUAAAACAGAAAACAAAGACGAUUACGAACAAAACGUCAACCAGCUAAACAUAUUAAAGCAGAAGGCCUUCAAUGGUCUAACUACAGUGUAACUACCCACAGAUAGUUACAUAGUAAAUAUCUACACUCUGAUAAACUUGUUGGGAUAACUAAUAAAGCAACAUCUUGAAUUUCGUUAUUUUUUGCGUAUAGGUGUGUCUGGUAUUAAAUUUCGCGAUUUUUCCCGGAUCGCGAAAAUAGCGAAAUAUAAUUCUCUCGAAAAGUGUAUGGCAAAAGUUGACUACUUUGAACUCUCAAUGCUUUUAAGAAAGUCGUUUCCUUCUCAUCCUUUUGAUUAACAUGUGAAACAGGGAAGCAAACCCCUUCCAAUAAUAGCAAUUACACGAUCUUUUGUUACGCGAAAGCAAUCAGAAUUAGUCCGGCCAGUUGGUUUUGUCUGCGCGUAUGCGUCUGUGUUAAAAAGGAAUAGAAUAGAAGAAUAGUUGUCAUUUUGUUGUUGUUGUGUGGAUUUUAUGGACCACGUGUUUAUUCUGCCUUUUGCAUACGGCUGACAGUUCUUGACCCUAUCACGAUCGAUUCAAAUAAAAGUCGGCAGAGCAUAAUUUAGAAAGGAAAAACACAUUGUACGAUCUGCUGGUCUUGUUGCUAUAAUUAACGUUUUAAAACCAGCAUUGAAGUCUGAAGACACAUCAUGGCCAGCAAUUUGUCUUGUAACGAGGACAAAUGCGGGCUAAACGAAGCGCAUUGCCCUGCUCAAAACCUCAGCCUGGCGAAGGAAACAGUAAUUAUAAUUUCAGUUAUGAGCAUUCAUCUCAUCUUCACUGUCGCUGCCGUCUUCGGUAGCUAUCUUGUGAUUAGAGCGUUUCACAAAUUUCAUAGUCUUCGAACUGCUUCUAACGUUAUUCUGGUAAGUUUGUCAACCGCUGACGGUUUACUGGCGAUUCCUUUGAUUUUCGGCAUCGUGCAAAUGAGUCUUAGACUGUUAAACGGCUCUGAUGCUGAGUGUAGCUCCGGUCCUCUUGGAAAAAUAACCUCAACAUCCAGCUUCUUUCUCAUCUCCGUCAUAAUUCUUCACCUCGCGUUGAUAAGCGUAGAACUUUUAAUCGCCGUGAAGUUCGCCUUAAGAUACCACACCAUAGUGACCAAUCCUCGAGCACUGAUCGUCGCCUUGGCAAUGUGGUUUUUUGCUGCGACCGUUACGAUAACUUUUGCAACGACACUUGUAGCAAACAGUGGAGACAUUGAACGGUUUCGCCAAGCGAUGGAUCCACACUGUAAAAACCCUGAAAAUCCUUUGGAUCACGAUCUUAAUCCGUUAAUGAAAGGGCUUCUCAUCUUUCUAGUAAUGUUUUUGCUAGUCAUCCCCUUGGUAAUCAUUUUGUGCUCAUAUGGCUACAUCUUUAUCGUCUCCUACAAACAAAGGAAAAAUAUAAGAGGACAAAACAACAUUCCAGGAAUGGCUACCGCCAUCAAGCACGAAAUGAAAGGCGCCAAUACUCUUGCUAUUGUUGUAGCCGUCUGCCUUCUCAGUAUCGUCCCACUGAUAAUCGUGACAGGCCUUCGCUUUUUCGGCGAACUUCCAGAACGUUGCGACCCAAAGAGAAAGUUAAUUAAGUUUAUUGUUUUUGACUUAGCAACAGGCUUAAACACCAUCUGUAAUCCUCUUGUCUACGGAUGGAGAAAUGAAAAAUUCAGCACCGCUUUUCGCAAACUGCUGAAGUGCUCUUAA